Nasonia vitripennis (jewel wasp) is the source of this 2546-nucleotide messenger RNA. RefSeq lists its product as uncharacterized. The transcript has 5 exons. Gene Ontology annotation, molecular function: odorant binding. The record is from RefSeq and is a predicted model, not a curated record. Bases 2049 to 2471 code for a protein of 140 amino acids. NCBI's taxonomy places the organism in Eukaryota, Metazoa, Arthropoda, Insecta, Hymenoptera, Pteromalidae.
UGGCCGUCGAUGCGCCGACGGAGCUGUGUAUACAUAUACGUAUCAUUGCCUAUUUUUCUGUUCAUUACAGUCCAGAAGAUACAUCGGCGGAUCAUCGAGUCAUCGUUAAAUCUGUGUGUCUUAUGUAUAUACAUAUAUCGCAUACACGAGUGCAUUUCCGGGGCUGCUAGGCCGAAGUGCGGAAAAUGUAUACAUUCGCAGGAUGAAUGAGUCGUCGCAAUUAUGUACCGACGCUUUCUCCAAUUGCAUAAGCGCUAAACGAUAUUACCGUCGGAAUAAUUCACAACAAAAGUAUAAUACGCGCGCUUACACGCACUGCACAAUGGAGAGUUGUGUUUGUGUGUGUGUGUGUAUUAUGCAGGGAAUUGAAUACGACGAUUUGGAGAAAAAAAAAAAACGAGAGAACGUUUCUACGUAUAGGAAAAAGUGUUAAAAAAGGCCGUUUUCUAGGUCAACAAAUAAUCAUGGGCAUUUGCAACCGACUUGAAUUUCCACGUCGACGAGAUCCCGCUUUUAGACUGUUAUAUAGCAGUCGAAAAGCCGACGUGUCUAAUUAGCCUUGAGGUCGAUCGAACAGCCGUUUUGUUGAGCCGAUGAGGGUAUCUUAUACCUGCGCUGCGCUGCACUUUCUUCGUUUUUUAAUAAAAUUAUUAUCCUCGGCUAGACUGAAAUAAGAACCUUAUGGGAGUAGCUGAGGUUUUUUUUUCGAGAAAAAUGUUUUCGAAACAUAGUUUACCGUUUCGCAGCUGCAUCAAUGGGUUAAUUAGACGGCGAAAUAUAGAAGCGGAGAAAAAUUGUUACAAUGUAGCGGAUAACUGUGCUACUGCUGCUCCGCAAAUUACUGCGUAGCAUCGCGAACCUUUCACUGUUUUGUACAGCUUUUUUCGAAUGAUAUAUAGCGAUGAUGUUCCUGGAACUGCAUUUCAACUAGGCUAUUCUGUUUUUGCUUUUUCGAGCUAUGAAAUACAUCCUCGAUUGACAAUGUUUGCCGGUAUUUAUAGAUUUGGGUUAAAAAUAAGAUUAUACCACUAUACCGUAUAAUCGUGAAUCGUAAAGUCGAGCCAGUGUCUUUACACGAGAGACGUAUAGCAUUUGUUUGCGAGUAUGAGCAUUGGGCACAAUGUUUAUGAUGUGACAUUGAAUUUUCAUUUUAAUAUGCUAUUUUUUAAAAUCGUACGUAAUGAUGGGUCAUUUGAACAUUUUUAUGUAAUGCAGACUUGAUUAUUUCAGAAAAAAUUGCAUUAUAUAAAGUUCGGUCUUUCCAAGUUCACAUUCCUUGUUGCAGUAAUGGCGAGUAGUUUUUAUAUAAAUAUGUUAUGCACGUAGGCUAUGUGUAAGUAUAGACGUGCUUUGAAGGGGGUCUUGUUUUUACCGAUUGUCGACGCGAGCUUUUUCGUUACCGUCGGAGUCCCGUUGAUAGUUUAUUGUGGGUCGGUAAGGUGAACGUUUGGUUUUUCGACCAACAGUAUAUCAAGGCAGAGAAUAAUUUUUCUAUAAUAAACUAUUUGUGUGCCUAAUUAUUUAUUUUCACGUGUAAAUAAUUGCAUUCGUGCAUAAACAAUAUUAUGUGUAAAAAAAAAGAUUAUCUCUUCGACGUAAAGUUUCGGCUCCCUAUUUCUUCUUGUAGCAGGAAGUGGCAUAUGUUCUGAACAUCACGUUGAUUGUCAUCAAUUACACGUGCAGUUUAUUAAUUCUUUUUAGCAGACCAUCUGUAUGCAACGCAAUAACUGAUAGCGUUGGGAAAAUCCCAAAAUUAUAAUCAGACGUUACGAGAAUUUUAGUUUUUUAUGUGGAUAAUUGUUCCGAUGAAUUUUGUGUUUUUGAAAUAUCGCACAUUAUUACUAAAAGUAAAGAUGAUUUAAAAAUGAUACCAUAUAGGAUGAAGUAAAUUGUGGCUAUUAACGUGUUCUUCAACAUAAUUAUGAAUAUAAUGUAAAUAGAGAUAGAAAUCUACAUGAAUUUGUACAAGUAAAAAAAACAACUCGGCUAAUUCAUUAUUUGCACACAUUGUUGCACGACAGUCGAUAUUUUAAUUUUGAAGCGACAACAUGAUCCCCCUACAUGUUAUUUGCCUUAUUUUCUGCGCAACACAAGUUCUUGGAACUUUUCUACCCUCAAUAGAUGAUACAUUGCAUGAAUAUGAAACGAACUGCGCUCGGGUCAGCGGCGCUACACAUUCUGCUAUCGAAAUAGCCAGAAACACCAAAAUGUUGGCUAAUACAGCUCGACUAAAUGCCUUCGCAAUGUGUAUGCUUCAACAAUUCAAUGUGAUGGACAGCAAUGGAAUUGUGAAUCCCGACGUUAUGUCCUACAGUAUCAUCUCUAAUGUGCCAAAUGCCACUGCUGGCAUUUCUCAACAAUGUAUUUCCAAAAGAGGCAUAGACGCUGUGAACACUGCGAGAAUGAUCAUGAACUGCUAUCUGAGAGCUAAUCAAAUGGUUUUGGCGCUUUCUCGUCGAGAUUGUACUUAGUGUUCUGAUUUAUUAUACUGUAUUUUUUGGUUGUAAUCAGCGAAAAAUAAACACAAUAAUAUAUUUUAAUGUGCA